GCUUCAUCCAUCAAGCAGCCAUGGCGCCGGUGCCAUCAACCCCGCGGCGGCGACCUCAGAGUCGGCCCAAGGCUCGUUCAAGGGCCGGAGGUUCUGCGACCACCUCCCGCGGCAAGAGACACGCCUCAGGCGCCCCGGCAACCGAGCCACCCUUGAAGAAGAGACGAUACGUGCCUGGUGGGCCCGGCGGUGGCGGACGUUUUAUUGAUGAAGAUGGUGUCGAAACCCCGGCCGAGCCAUCGGGCUCCGCAUCAAGAAUACGAACAUCCGCCGCCCGUGCCUCCCCAAGCGUUUUCCCGAAACGAGAGCGAAGUACAAGGAUACGGACCGCCGUGAACCGCGAUAAACUCGACGAUAUGCAAUACAGUUCGGCUGCCGCCGUGGUGGCGGCCGUUGUUCAGAGCGAAGGCUACAAGCCCCGAGAGGAGCGUGGGUGGGAAGAGUUUCACCCAAACCUGGAUAUUGAAGGGACAUUUAUGAUCUUUCAAGCCGACGAAGUAGACGGUAUCUUGAGGGAGGCACCUCAUACACCUGUCGUCCAACAACAACCACAACAACCACAACAACAUCAACUAGGUGGCCAAGAUAAUGGCGCCACUACUCCUACGAAGAGCGCCAUCAACAACAUGGUGUCAACGGACGCACCCAAUGCAGCAACACCUAGUGGGCAGGAUAGGCCUCUACUUGCUGGUUCGGUCACAGAUACACCUAGUAGGCGUAGACCACUACGACCAACGAGAGAAUCGUCUUCUAUCUAUGCAAACCGUCCGCUGGACUUUGGUAUCACACCAAAAACACCCAAAGUUCUUCCGAUCCACAACCAGACGCCAAAAGAGCGUUUGGACCUCAAGCAGCCAUCAUACCGAAAAACUGACCGAAUAGCCCUAUUCGAGAGCAAGACUUUUGGGCAAGCACGCUAUGUCGACAAAUCCAUGUCCAAUGUGGGCUAUCAGGAGAGCGACAACUUCAUUCGGCCGGAUCAGAAACUCAUCAAGGCCACGGAUGCGAACGUCGAGGAAGACAUCGAUCCUUCGACCAUGACACAAGCAAAUAGUGAUUCUGCACACAAUUCGGCGGGGGCUGUGGGCAGGGUCGAAUAUGACAUGGAUGAGCAAGAUGAUAUGUGGCUUGAGACACUCAACAGGCGCCGCAAGGACUCCAACCUCGACACUAUAACCCGCGAAAUAUUCGAAAUCACAAUAACAAAGAUCGAGAAGGAGUGGCAUGCGCUAGAGAAGAGGAUACCAAAGCCAAACCCGAAACCACCACAGACUCAUAGGCCCAGGUCGAGCUCAGCAGCGGCAGUCAACGGCGAACCGCAGACCGGCGAGGAGCAGGAUAGCAAGUGCGCCAUUUGCGAUGAUGGGGAUUGCGAAAACACCAAUGCCAUUGUCUUUUGCGAUGGCUGCGAUCUUGCAGUACACCAAGAGUGCUACGGUGUACCUUUUAUUCCAGAGGGCCAGUGGCUAUGUCGAAAAUGCCAGCUUAUUGGGCGUGGUGUCCCAACCUGCAUCUUCUGUCCAAAUACCGACGGUGCAUUCAAGCAGACAAACUCGUCAAAAUGGGCACAUCUCCUGUGUGCCAUGUGGAUUCCAGAAGUGUCACUUGGGAAUCACACCUUCAUGGAGCCGGUGAUGGAAGUGGAAAAGGUCCCCAAGAACAGGUGGAAACUCGUGUGCUACAUUUGCAAUCAGAAGAUGGGAGCCUGCAUCCAGUGCUCUAACAAAAACUGCUUUCAGGCUUUCCACGUCACAUGCGCUAGACGAAGUCGGCUAUAUCUGAAGAUGAAGAACAGCCAGGGUGCUCUUGCAGUGUUGGAAGGCGGUCUGCCACUCAAAGCAUACUGCGACAAACACUGUCCGCAGGACUACGCGAAGGAGAACGAUGUUGUUCAGGCGACAAAAGAUGCUAAGCGCUUUUAUAAACGCGCCAUGAAGGGCCGCAUCUGGGCUGAUAGUCAAGCUUCAGCCCUGCAACUGGCAGCUACCCACCGGCACGCCAUUACCGAGCACCCUCCUGACGAAUCCCAGAUGACGGGAGCCAAGGUUUCUGCUGUCCUAGGGGAAACCAAGAACGGCCAUCCAGGAAAGCCUAUAUGGAAGCUGCCAUCGGGAGCGCCCAUCAUCCCACAGGCUGUCUACGAUCUGGUGGAAAGCGCCCUAGCACGCUUCCCUAUCCUGAAGAGGAAGGACUUUGUUGCCGAAGCAUGUCGUUAUUGGACUCUCAAGCGUGAAGCCCGUAGGGGUGCUGCUCUUCUGAAACGUCUCCAGCUCCAGAUGGAGACAUUCUCAUCCAUGGAGUUGACGAGGCGGAACUUCGCAGCUAUGGGACCAUCGGGCAAGACACGGUUGGCUAGAAGAAUUGAGUUUGCGCGAACAUUAUUGAAAGACCUUGAACACCUCAAGGCCUUGUCAGAAGAGAUCGUGCAGCGCGAGGCUAGCAAGCUUGAAGCUGCCGAGAUGGAACGCGAUUUCGUGGACAGCUGCUAUUUCCCAGUCUAUGAGAUGCUGAUACCGGCUCUCCAGAAGGCCAUCCAGUCAGAUAGGGACGUCUUUGCGAAGGGCUUGUCCGAGUUGCAGGACAAAAUGGAGAAGCGCUACUACACGACAACCUUGCAGUUCACCCACGAUCUCUGCCAAGUCAUUAGUGCCGAGAUCAACUCUGCAAUGAACCCGCAUGCUGGUUUAGACCAAAUUGUCGAACCAUCGUAUGCUUCACCGACGAAACCCGGCGCCAAUGCUGAAGUGAAGAAAUGCAAGCAGAUGGGCAAGAGGAUAUUAAGGCAAGUUCAGCCAUAUCUCGAAGCAGCAUUGCAAGCAGAGGCGGAUAUCUGCAGCAAACCCUACGAUGCUCUCCAUCAAGAACUAGAAGGCAUGCUCGAUGCAAGCCUGGAAGUCAGGCAACCCACAAUCACUGUGUCCAGCCAUGACGGUGUCGCGGCUGAGGACGUUGAUAUGGCUGAUGCUCCAGAAGAGGGCGGCCAGAUCAUCGUCGCCGAUCAGAGCGACGGCGAAGCAGAUGGGGAGGGUGACGAAGACGGGGACGGUAAAGCGGACGCUAACGUUAAUUCCAACGGUGAACCGGAUGAGAUGAACGUCGAUACCUCCCAACAGAAGGCGGGUGUGGGCAGCAUAGAGGUAAACACAUUAGAGGUCGACGCUGCACCAAAAUCUAAUAACACACUAUCAACAAGCCAGUCAGUCGCUGGCGAAGAAGAGAAGGAAAAUCACAAGGAAGACUCCCAACAGCUUCAGCUGCCUGAUGGACCCACCAAAGACUCCGGCACUCCACCCUCUUUACCCGGCGAAGGUCCCGACCGCGCCAAUGUUCCCCAGCUAUCGCACCCUCAACAGUCUGGGCCUCUCACACCACCUCAGUCGAAUGGAAGCUUCGGCCGUGACCCGACCACCAACAUCCUCACAGAGGGUGGCGUGCCCACCUACCUCCACGGCUUCCAGAUCGAAGGUACAUCAGUCAUCGAAGAACAGUGGCCUGGCAGAGAGGCGGUGCGAAGUCUAAGUGAGGAAUUGACGGAUAUGGACGAUGAGGCCCUCAAGGACCUUGAGUUUGAUGAUGUUGCUGCCGCUGUUGUUACUGCUGCUGUUGCGAAUGCUACUGCCACAUUAUCAGCGCCGCCAGUAACGAGGAGAAGAGAGAGGGCAAACCCAGCGAUGGCUAGGAAAGGUGUUAGAUCGAGUGCCAGGAGGAGGUGA
Messenger RNA from Neurospora tetrasperma FGSC 2508, 3713 nucleotides. RefSeq lists its product as uncharacterized. Lineage: Eukaryota; Fungi; Ascomycota; Sordariomycetes; Sordariales; Sordariaceae. The record is from RefSeq and is a predicted model, not a curated record. The transcript has 3 exons. Bases 21 to 3713 code for a protein of 1230 amino acids. Gene Ontology annotation, biological process: regulation of transcription by RNA polymerase II.